UGGCCGUCUAGAUCCAACGAUUGGUGGCGCUAUUCCAAUUUAAUGGGAGCACAAAAUGGCGGACUACGGGCACGAUUCUGGCGGCAGAGUGAAGGGCAUUAAUCUUGUUAAGCCCAUUGUUUAUGGCAACAUCUCACGUUACUUUGGCAAGAAACGGGAGGAGGAUGGACACACCCACCAGUGGACGAUCUACGUCAAACCACAUCGAAACGAGGAUAUGUCCACUUAUGUCAAGAAGAUUCAGUUCAAACUCCACGAGAGUUACGCCAACGCACUUAGAGUUGUCAGCAAACCACCCUAUGAGAUACAGGAAACGGGCUGGGGGGAAUUUGAAAUCAUCAUCAAAAUCUUCUUUGUGGAUCCAAAUGAAAGACCGGUGACGUUGUAUCAUUUUCUCAAGCUCUUCCAAACGGACACCAACCUCUUCUUGGGCAAAAAGACAUUAGUGUCGGAACACUACGAUGAAAUGAUUUUUCAGGACCCUACAGCCAUGAUGCAGCAGCUUCUAUGCAGUUCCAGAGUUCUGACGCUAGGAGCUCAUAAACAUGAGACAGACUUCAACGAACUGGAAGAGAAGACUGUCGUUGCGCUCCAGUCAGCCCGGAAGAAGAUUCGAUUUGAGAUCACGGAGCUGAACGAGCGACUGAAGCAGAGCAAGGACACUAUCACCCACUUCAAGGAAGAGAUCCGGAAACUGGAAGAGCAGGAAAGGAGGAAGGAACGGGAGAAGGUCAAAGAGAAGGUCACAUGAUGAGUGGGUCAUGUGAUCUCCGGGUCACCUUGUGAACUGUAACUUGACGUUCCAAAACUGCAACUUCCUAUUUUGACUUCAAAUGUUAAGCGUGCUUAUUGUCCAUGAAGCAUUCUGCUCAGCUGACGUAGUAUGGAUGUCUCAUGCAGACGUUGAAUAGCAGAUACAAUACGGACAAGCUGGCCUAGUGAGGGCUCUAUCUCUGCUAGCCACCAGGCGCCUGCAACCGUAUAUCCCAUAGUGGAGUUUGCUUGCAGUAUGCUCCAAAUACAGAUCUCAUUCGCCACGGUGUAGCACCUUUAAUUACAAUGAUUCAUAGCAAGGCCCCAUUUGAAUCUCUGGUUUUGAAAUAUUGUCCAGGUCUUUGAAUAUUGACCUAGGGCGGUUUGCGAGUAAGCCACGCCCCUUAGACAACCCCUAUGCAGUUUUUGCACACUGUGUUUUGUUUGUCUCAGAUUUUGCGCGUUCCGCGUCCAUUUGUAUAUCAUGUACAUUGUAAUUGGACAAUAUUUCACAACUGCGUUAAUGUGAUUCUACCGCGAUAGGUCAAUUACAGUGGCGCAUGCUGUCAAAAGAGGACGCGUUUUAUCACUAUUGAGUACGCACGACUUCUGAAUGUGUCAAAGCUAUUAGACACAGUGUCUUCGCGUGAGCGUCCGGCAUUGUCGGCGCACGAAUGCGUUCAAAUCACUUGCGAUGGUCUCCCAGACUAAUUCCCGUCUCCAAUAACUUUGGAUCAUUCGAAACAUGCAGUGAAUGAACCGGGAACCAGUGUAGGUCUCCCCCAACUCUCCUGUUUUGGCCGUUAAAUGGGUACUUGUGCACGGAGCCCUGUCUACAGAGCGUGUAAGUCUCGCCAGUCCACGUUCACUUUUCAUGUGACCAUCUCGGUACCAAACACUGACUAGGGUUGUCACAGAUCUGCGUUUCAAUUUAUCGACUGAACGGAAGUUGAGGUCAACAAUUGUAAUUUAAUAAAAGUCAUCAAUUUGCAAUAUUUUCAAUAUGUUGUAAAUUGUAAAGCUUUUUCUUUCGAAAUAUUCAUUGAUUGGAUCGGGCCAGUAAGGACACAAAAAAUGUUUUAAAAAAAGGGAAUUACACAAGUUGUAGAUCCUAUACGUGGUUCCCCGGAUAAAUCGUAAAAUCCUGCCGAUUUCUUAGGUCAACUUAGGUGCUCAAUAGAACUAGCCAUAGCUUUGACACAGAUGUGGCCUAACAUACUCGGCUACAAGUGAACUGGAGAAAGAGGAAUUACAUUUUUAUUCUGCCAAUCCUCCUAUUAAAAAAAACAAGAAAUUCAGCUUUUGUCCAUCCUAACAAUUUCACAAACUCAGAUCAUCUCCUUUAUUUAUUUAUCAGUGAAUUCACAAAGUUAUUUUAUUUUCGCAUCUGUCAAUUGUUACAUUUUGCAUCUUUGUUAGGAACUUUGAGUAUUGUACAUGUAAAUAAACUGUAAAAGUAA
Patiria miniata (bat star) is the source of this 2213-nucleotide messenger RNA. RefSeq names its product YEATS domain-containing protein 4-like (gene yeats4). Gene Ontology annotation, biological process: regulation of DNA-templated transcription. The transcript has 7 exons. Bases 56 to 751 code for a protein of 231 amino acids. NCBI's taxonomy places the organism in Eukaryota, Metazoa, Echinodermata, Asteroidea, Valvatida, Asterinidae. The record is from RefSeq and is a predicted model, not a curated record.